GGAUACUUCGACAGAAGUUAGACAGCUUGCAGAAGACUAAAUAUGAGAUGGCUCGGGAUUUCGAAGCUCAACUUCAAGCACUGAAGUCUCAAUUUUGUAAACUGACACAAAGCUAUGAAAAACUACAGUUACACCAGAUAAAACAAGAUAGGGUUCACGGUAAAGAAAUAUGUGCAGAAAAUCUGGAAACUCCAUUUGAACUGAGCAAUUUAAACCAGAAAUUGGAAGAAUUUAAAGCAAAAUCAAGAGAAUGGGAUCAGAAGGAGACACUAUAUCAAAACCAUCUCAUUUCUUUAGAUGCUCAACGAAAAUUAUUGUCUGAGAAGUGUAAUUUAUUUCAGAAACAGACACAGAAUUAUCAAUUCCAAAUCAGCAAUAAGAACCAGAAACAGGAAGAUGUAGCUACCUCCAGCCAAUCCAAAAUUGAGAGGGAUGAGUUCAUUAUUGAAAAAUUAAAGACAACUGUGAAUGAAAUAGCAAUGAACAGGAAUAAGUUACAAGAGGAAAAUCUAAAACUACAACAGGAACUAACAGUGUACCAAACACAGUGCCAGAACAUGGAGGCAGGACUUUCAGAGAUGAGAAAUGAGCUGCAGUCACGUGAUGCCCUCUGGAGAGGGAUGGAAGCGGAAUUUCAGCAGUUGCGUAAAGAAUUAUUCAAAAUUGGAGAAUGUAAGAACAUCCAAGAAAAUCAAAUGAAGCUUCAAUCAGCCUAUGCACAAUGUAUUCAGGAACUGGAAAACAAAAAAGCAGAGCUAUUACAUUUGGAACAACACCAGGAAAUUCAGCAAAAAGAGCUAAAAAAGAUAAGGGACCAUCUUUAUCACGAGGAGCAGUCCCAUAGCUCUGAGCGGGAAAGAAUGAGGACAGAAAUCUCUGACCUGACAGAAGAGCUUCAUCAGAAGGAGAUCACUAUAGCAACUAUCAUGGAGAAAGCUACUGUUCUGGAAAGAAAGUUAAAAAUGGAGUUAGAGAUAAAAGAAAAAUUGUUAGCAAAACAACAGAUGUCAGAGAUGAGGUAUGAAGCUAUCAGCUCGGAAAACACACAUUUGAAGAAGAUGAUAGAAAAUCUGCAGUCUAGAAGAUACAUGACUAUAGAUUUAUCUAACACAGAACAUGAGAGUUACACAGCUUCCAUUCAUGAACUUGAGUGUGAGAAUGAAAGGUUACGAAAUAAUGUUGGUAAAUUGCAGAGUGAUUCAGAAACAUCAAUACUGGCUACUCUGGAUAGAUAUGGAGAAACAAAGCACACUAAGCAAACCCAAUUAGAAAUGCAAGAAAAGGAAGAGAGAAACCAAAAUCUUACUCUACAUGGUCAAGGUGAUAUCAUUGGUACUAAAAGUGGCAGCAGCUUACCAUCUCAGAGACUUAGCAGAGAUCAUGACCAGAAACUAGAUGGUAAAUCUCCAUCACCACCAAUGUUAUAUCCUUCACACUACAACAGCCCAUUUCCUGAAAAGCACAGGUGUGAUGUUUUACUGAGCCAUGUGUACAGUGUGGAAGAAGUCAACCCAAUGCUUCCCCCAGAGAGGUCCUUACCUACAACUGCAACAGAAAAGUUCUUUCAAGAAGAAGAGAAACGAGCAAAAGAAUUUGAAGAGAUUUUAAAUUCACACAUUGAAGAACUGCAAAGGCAUUCUGAAAAUACUGUCAAAAAAUAUGCCAGGCUAAAGCAAAAUAGACAUAUAUGAGCCUUUUAGCUUUUUAUUUGCAGUUUAAAAAAAAUAAAGGUAUAACCAAAUAGUUACUCUUCUGAUUCUCAAAACUAAACUCUGCUACCAUUUUCUUGAAUUUACACAGAAGACAGCUAGUGUCUUGUAAUAUAAAUGGGGGGGGAGGGGUUUGCAUUCCUAUAUUAACAUGACAUAUUGCUCUGUUAUGGCUUUAGUUACAGCGUAUAUUUGCAAUCUAAGACAUAUCUAGAAAUUAAAUAUGUAAUUUGUUUUUGUCUACUUGAAUUGUGUGCUUGAGAAACCCAUUUGGACCACUGUAAAUUAAGUAAAGAUACAUGAAACUUGAUGGGGUAAGGGAGCUAUAUAAUCAAUGGAGCUGGCCACUUGAGACUAUACCUAGUCUAAGGGGAUUCUCUAGCUUGCAUAGAACUGGAAUAACAGGUUGACACUGUCCUAUUCACAGCUUAGAGCAUCAGGGGCAUAGCUGUGCUCUGGUUAUGCUUGGCUACAAGAAUAGCCGUUUAUGUCCAUUGCAGCUGAGCCUGCUCUAACCUGUGCUUAGUACCAGGCAAGCCCACGGCAUGGUCAAGAGUAGGGAAAGGGCAAACAUAUCUUGAAUUCACCUUUCCCACCGCAGUUUGCAUUGCUGUGCUAAGCAGAGUUCAGUUGGAACAGAGCAUCUUACCUAUAAUUAGGGCCCUAUCAAAUUCACGGCCAUGAAAAACGCAUCACGGACCGUGAAAUCUGGUCUUUUGUGUGCUUUUACCAUAUACUAUAUAGAUUUCACAGG
Messenger RNA from Chrysemys picta bellii (western painted turtle), 2463 nucleotides. NCBI's taxonomy places the organism in Eukaryota, Metazoa, Chordata, Testudines, Emydidae. The record is from RefSeq and is a predicted model, not a curated record.